Messenger RNA from Zychaea mexicana, 1641 nucleotides. RefSeq names its product phosphomannose isomerase type I. Gene Ontology annotation, biological process: GDP-mannose biosynthetic process; carbohydrate metabolic process. The transcript has 4 exons. Gene Ontology annotation, molecular function: zinc ion binding; mannose-6-phosphate isomerase activity. Lineage: Eukaryota; Fungi; Mucoromycota; Mucoromycetes; Mucorales; Lichtheimiaceae. The record is from RefSeq and is a predicted model, not a curated record. Gene Ontology annotation, cellular component: cytosol. The coding region runs from base 94 to 1329 and encodes 411 amino acids.
CUAAAUUUCGCUCUUCUUUCUUCUCUCUUCACAACACUUUCCAUACAGCUCACACAUACACACGCACCAACCUAUUACACCAACAACAACAACAUGACCCAACCUGCCGUGUACCGUCUCCAAGCAAAAACACAAUCGUACGAUUGGGGCAAGCUAGGCAAUGUCUCCAAAGUGGCACGCUAUGCUCAGCAAUCCGGCGACGCUGUCGAUCCGUCGAAGCCCUAUGCAGAGCUGUGGAUGGGCACCCAUCCCAAUGCCCCCUCUGUUGUUAUGGAUGAUGCCCAUACGCCACUCAGAGAUCUCAUACACAAAUACCCUGAACUCAGCACCCAGACUCUAUACGACCAGUACAGUGGCGAUUUGCCGUUCCUGUUCAAGAUUCUUUCUAUUCGCAAAGCGCUGUCUAUUCAGGCUCACCCUGACAAAACUCUGGGCGCACGUCUCUUCAAAGAGUUCCCCAACAACUACAAGGAUCCCAACCACAAGCCCGAAAUGGCAAUCGCCCUCACACCGUUUGAAGCCUUAUGUGGAUUUAGACCACUGGAGGAAAUUGCACGCCAUCUUGAACGCUAUCCCGAACUGACUGAACUGAUUGGUGCCGACGUGGCCGACUCAUUCUUGUCUACGAUCCAGCAGCAAGAAAGCAAUGUGGAACAGAACAAGGCUGUAUUGAAAUCCGUAUUCAGUGCAUUGAUGCAUAGCCCACAAGAGUCCGUGACAGCUCAGCUGUCAAAACUAACAGAUCGAUUGCGAGACACAGAGGAUCCUAUGGCCGAGUUGGUGCUGCGUUUGGAUCAGCAAUAUUCAGGUGGUGAUAUUGGCAUCUUUUCUGUCUUGUUGCUCAACUAUGUGACCAUGGAACCCGGUCAGGCCAUGUUUUUGGGCGCAAACGAGCCACAUGCAUAUCUGUCUGGAGACUGUGUGGAAUGCAUGGCUGCAAGUGACAACGUUGUGCGUGCUGGUUUGACGCCAAAAUUCAAGGAUGUCAAUGUGUUGGUUGAAAUGUUAACGUAUCGCUAUGGCUCGGCCGAAUCACAGAAAAUGACACCACAAUCUUUCGGCUCACACUCGCUGCUGUAUGACCCUCCCAUCGACGAGUUUUCUGUUGCAUUGACGAGCCUUAAGACCGAAGAGACCGAAGAACACAAGCCUAUUCCUGGCCCCAGCAUUCUUAUUGUCACUAGUGGAAGCGGCAGCUUGAAGGCACAGGGAUCUACUUUUGAUUUGAAGGAAGGCUAUGUCUACUUUGUUGGUGCUGAUGUUGUGCUAUCCGCGGAAGCAGGUGAAUCAGGGUUAGAGUUCUACAGAGCCUUCACCGUUCCCACGUAACUAUAAGUAAUGACUAUUCAUUCCAUGACACGCAACACCAACCCCUUCUUGCCCUCCCCUCCUCAAUUGCAUACUUUCUUAUUCAUUCUCCAUAAAAUAAAUCCAAUCACUGUAUCCAUGAAGACAAGGUUCCUCGUGGCAGCUUUUCUCAGAAUUAGUUGAUUUACCGCUUCUAUGCGACUCCUGUAUUAGCAGCCACUGCAAUGGUUACACAUAAUACUACACAUACUAGUUUCUUCCGCGGAACCGUAUGUAGAAACAGUGAUAUCAACUUGUGUGAAUCCACGAACAAUAAACAUAGGCUAUUAGCAC